AUGCAUCUGUUACUGACAGAUAAACCUAGGUCAACCGUCUAUUUCCAGACCUCUCUAGCUGCAGUGGUGGCUCAACUCCUUGCACCUGCUAUAGGGUCCGCCAUGAUGAUGAAGCUAGGCCCAUGGGUACCUUAUUUCUUCGGCACUGCAUUCUUUACUGUCUGCUGUCUCUUGAUUUUACUGGUACCCGAAACUAUUCCUAUACAAGUUUUGAAGCCUGGUGCGGCUCAUUCAGCACCAUCUGGAUUUGUUCACGGUUCUGUUCGGGAGUCACUGGAGGCUCGUCGCCCCAUUUCUCGGUCUUCCCUCGCAUCGAAGAUGAAAGCACUUUUUGCAACGGCCUGGAAAGAAACCAAGCUCAUAUUUAGCAACCGUACCGUGCUUCUCAUACUCUCUACUUUCCUUCUCUCAACGCUGGGACGAAAGCAAGUCGAUCUUCUAUUACUCUACGCCUCUACUCGAUAUGAGAUCACCCUGUCAAAGGCCGGUUUUGUUCAUUCUUUCAUGGCCUGCGUCAGUAUCGUUCUCCUCUUGCUCGUCCUCCCGCUUACUUCAGGCUACCUAUCCAAGACCCUCAAGUUGCCCAGCAACGAAAAGGAUCUGUGGCUUUCAAAGAUAAGUAUCGUGCUUCUUACGAUUGGAAGCUUCGCCAUCGGCUUCUCGCCAACCUUCGUGUCGAUGAUCUGUGCAGUAGCAAUCUACACCCUAGGUUGCGGGUUCAAUGCAGUCUGUCUCAGCUUGAUCUCCGCCUUCGUCGACCCGAAGUACUCGGCAAGGCUAUACUCCGUCAUCUCACUCAUCAUCAUGAUGGGGACCCUCAUCGGCGGGCCGCUCCUGGCAGGCCUCUUCAAUCUGGGGCUGAAUCUCGGGUCGUCUGCAUGGGCUGGAUUGCCCUUCUUCGGCUCUGGGGUGAUCCAUAUAUUUGUCCUGCUGUCGGUUUGGCUUAUCCGACUGCCUUCUGUACAACUAGAGUAG
Trichophyton benhamiae CBS 112371 is the source of this 975-nucleotide messenger RNA. Its product is annotated as MFS multidrug transporter, putative. Gene Ontology annotation, molecular function: transmembrane transporter activity. Gene Ontology annotation, biological process: transmembrane transport. NCBI's taxonomy places the organism in Eukaryota, Fungi, Ascomycota, Eurotiomycetes, Onygenales, Arthrodermataceae. The coding region runs from base 1 to 975 and encodes 324 amino acids. Gene Ontology annotation, cellular component: membrane. The record is from RefSeq and is a predicted model, not a curated record. The transcript has a single exon.